ACACAAAAUGUCAAUUGUCAAUUGAAUGCUCAACAGCUCAACUCACUUAACUAGUUAACUCCUAACUGCUAAAAUGUAACAUUUCGAAGAACUGAAUAACAACAAAGAAUGUUGAAGUAAGUGUUACCUGAAAAUUAUGUACUGUCUUCAGUGGCUCAUUCCUGUCCUAUUGAUGCCGAAACCUUCAAAUCCUGCUCUUGUACAAACUCAUGUUAUGUUCAUGGUGCUGUACCUUAUUGGAUUUUUCUUGGAGAGAAAGCCAUGUACUAUAUGCAGUUUGGUAUUUCUAGUUACUGUCUUCCUCAUUUGCUAUAGUGGACUUGGCAAUUGUCUAAUAUGGGAUUCACAAUGCAACAGUGAAAAUGGAUAACAGGGUUUUGAUGUAACCAAUCCUAGUCUGGAAAAUAGCCUUAAGAUGAUUGAAUUAUUUCCAUUCCUCACACUAUGAAAGUCUUGUUAAUUGCCGGUUGUUAGAAGGAACAGAUUAUUGAUAACUAUUCAAAUGUGAAUAUUUUUGUAUGGUUUACUUCAAUUGAGUGUUUUAAAUGUAGGUACAUGUGGUUGAAAGUACAUUAUUUUCAAGCCAAAGAACUAUCUGUUGUGAAUUUGUAAUUCAUUUAUAUGAAUGAGAAUUUUAUUGAUAAAUACUAUGAGGACCUGUUAUCAAAUAGCCAUGUUUUGUUGAUUUAUCAGCUUAGCGACUAUUUCCAUCCAUUUAAUAACAUAACUCCAAAAAGUGCUUCUUUUUCACAAUUUUUGCAGAUUUUUAUUCUAGUUGUAAAUAUAUUCUUUAAAAGUGAA
Molecule: messenger RNA, 801 nt
Organism: Leptinotarsa decemlineata (Colorado potato beetle)
Lineage: Eukaryota; Metazoa; Arthropoda; Insecta; Coleoptera; Chrysomelidae
Product: BLCAP apoptosis inducing factor bc10
Source: RefSeq, a predicted model, not a curated record